ACUUUCCCUUUACAUCCAGAUAUAUAUCAUAUAUGUGUAAUCUAUUCUAGAUGAUAUCUUUGAACUGACGGUUUUUAUUUUUAUACUUUUAAUAUUUCUUGAAUGACAUAUAUGAAUAAAUGUCUCACAUUUAUAUAUACCCGUAUUAUACGUAUUAGAUAUAUAUGAAUUAUGAAAUUAAUUUUUAUGUCAUUUGUUUAUCUUUCCAUUCAUUUAUUUGCCAUUUAUCCAUUUUAAUAAAACUGCGAUUGCUAUAAUAUAAUAAUCAAUUAUAACUAUAAUAUAUAGAUUUAUCCAAGAUAUUAACAAGAUUUUAUUAUUAUAAAGAUUUUAUUAUUAUAAACUGCAGUUCACUGAUUGCGAUACAUAGAAUAAGUGACGAAAUAAAAAUGUUUUUGUGUUGUUAGGUAAGUAUUUAUUUAAUAAAAUUUAUUUAAAAAGUGUGAGUAUCGAAAUCAAUAUGCUGAGUGCAAGUAUGUGUGAGAUGAAGUGUGUAUGAAAAGAAGUUACAAAUGAAAGUAAAAUAAAAUCUUGAAUGUUUGUCGUCGGUCAAGAAAAGGCACUUGGUAGACUUGAAUAAUUGCUACAUCGCGCGGCCCGGUACCUACACCUAUCCGUUGUUGCUCACGUUCACAACUUCAUGCAUUGACAUGGACUUUGGAGUUUGGUGUGUGGAUUGUGUAAACAUAUGUAUAGAUAUAUGUAUAAUGUAAUUUAUAUUUUAAAUAUAAAAAAAAUGUCCCGAAGGACCAGCGCGAUAGCCGUGUGUCAUUAAUAACAAUUUUGCAGUAGCAUAUGACCUUUUAGUAUCGAUUGCAUAAGUGCCAUAAGUGAUUAAAGAUCUUGAAGAUUUUGAUCGUGCGAAAUAUCAUCGAUCCCCUCUCGAGCGCGAAAGACAACAUAUUUAAAAGAAUGGAUCGUUCUGUCGCGUCAUUCCCGGUCUGAACGCCGAGCAAGUGAUAUUUCUGCUAUGCGAAUUGAAACGAAUCAUCAUCUGCGUCGCCAGAUUACUUCCACCGAGACCUGUUGCAUUCGCAUCGAUCAAUUUUCUUUCUCAAUCAUGACUUUGACGUUGUAUUACGAUCUACUGUCACAACCUUCGAGAGCAUUAUAUAUAUUUCUCGAAAAGUGUAACAUACCGUACGAAAAGAAGUUUGUAAAUCUGAAGAAUCGCGAGCAAUACACUCCAGAAUUCGAACGGAUCAAUCCAUACAAGAAAGUUCCUGCCAUAGAGCACGAUAGCUUCAAUCUCUCUGAAAGCGUAGGGAUUGUGCGAUACAUCAGUCGAGAAUUUAAAGUGGACGAUCACUGGUAUCCGUCCGAUUCGAAAAAACAGGCGAAAGUUGACGAGUAUCUCGAGUGGCAGCAUCUCAACACGAGACUUCAUUGCUCGGCGUACUUUUUAGCGAAGUUUCUUAAUCCGCUCCUACGGGGUAAACCGCCAAAGCCGGAAAAGGUGGCCGAAUUGGAGGGUCGUAUGAGCGAUUGCCUCGACAUUAUUGAAAACGUAUGGCUAAAAGAUAAGCCGUUCUUGACGGGAGACACGAUUAGUGUGGCUGAUAUAUUCUGCGCUUGCGAAUUGGAACAACCGCGAAUGGCUGGUUACGAUCCGAAAAAGGGGAGACCACGAAUGACUGCCUGGAUGGAAAGAGUUGCCGCGGAAACGAGCCCUCACUAUCAAGACGCUCAUAAAUUCUUAAACCAAAUUGCCGCCGCAAAGCUUUAAACUUUAAUUACAGAUAAAUACUACUCUCUCUCUCUCUUGAUAUAUGAUUAAAUAUGUAUCAUAUAUAUGUGCAAUCUAUUCUAGAUGAUAUUUGGUUAUUUUGAUACUUUUAGUAUUUUUAAAAUAAAUGUUUCACAUUUAUAUACGCAUAAUACGCAUUGUGGGAAAAUUAAUAAAUUUAUGUUAUUUGUUUA
This is a messenger RNA of Wasmannia auropunctata (little fire ant), 1920 nucleotides long. Its product is annotated as glutathione S-transferase theta-1-like. NCBI's taxonomy places the organism in Eukaryota, Metazoa, Arthropoda, Insecta, Hymenoptera, Formicidae. Gene Ontology annotation, biological process: glutathione metabolic process. The coding region runs from base 971 to 1726 and encodes 251 amino acids. Gene Ontology annotation, cellular component: cytoplasm. The transcript is spliced from 6 exons. Gene Ontology annotation, molecular function: glutathione transferase activity. The record is from RefSeq and is a predicted model, not a curated record.